UCUAAUUAUAGUGUCUUCUUAUAAGCACGCCGUGCGAAUACUGGCGAAGAAUGCUCCUGAUACUGAACGCCAGCAGUCACCACAUGAACAUGAGUCAGUCAGUACUUUCGCCUGAAUACGCCGCAGAGAACAUUGGUCCCCGAGCCUAUGGUACUGCUAUAACCUUCGCUAUAUUGGAUAUCACAUUCGUGAGCCUGCGGUUCAUAUCUCGAAAGGUUUCUCGACUGCAACUUGCCACGGAUGACUUCCUUAUUGUUUCUGCACUCAUCAUUUGCCUUGGGCUGAGCGCUUGUGCCAUAGUGGAGGUUGAGAUUGCCGGCGUGGGACGUCAUUUGCCAGUAGUGUUGGUCACUGACCCAGAGGCUGUGAAGAACUGGGCCAAAUGUGCCUAUGCGGUUGAGCAGUUAUACUGCGUCGCAGUCUCUCUACCCAAGCUAUCCAUUGCAGCCACAUACCUUCGGAUUUUCACAGAGAUGCCUUACCGCAUUGCGACUCUGCUGGUCUGCGGAGUCAUGAUAGCAAACGCGACUGCUGGUAUCAUCGCUUCGCUUGCUCAGUGCCAACCAUUCAGCGCACGGUGGAAUCUUCAAAUUAUGCUUCAUAAUCCCACUUCAGUGUGCAUAGAUUCAAUCCAGUAUUGGCGCUGGAUCAGCUUCCCGAACAUUGUUACGGAUGUAGCACUUUUAAUACUCCCACUCCCGGUUGUUUGGAGGCUUAAGAUGUCCACCGCGCAGAAAAUUGCGCUUUCUCUCGUUUUUGUCACUGGUAGUGUUGGAAUCAUUGCUGCUAUUGUCCGCUUCUCCUAUUUUUUCUCAAUCGAUGUCCUCACUGAUGGCACCUACGUUACAGCAAACUUGCUUGUCUGGACCAUAGUAGAGCCUGGAGUCUACUUGAUGGCUGCCUGCCUGCCGGCCAUUCGACCACUAUUCUUGGCAACAGUAUCGCAGCUAAACAGGAUAACAGGUCUUAGAAGCUAUGGUAUCACUGCUAGCACGAGCAAGGCUCGAGACAACAAGUCUGAUGAGGCUCAUAUUCAUGUGAGCAACGAGAUCCAGUUGGAAUGGAGCCAAAUAGAUGCCGAAAGCCGCUGAUACGUGUCCACCUUAACUGCCACGAGAUUCAGCUUAAAUCAGCACGUACAAAAUCAUCUCAUUUCUUUCAAUCCAUUUCUUAUAGCAUUGUACAGCUUGCUGCGACGGCGGAUGAGCGGCUCAAGCCUCAUCCUGAAGGAGAGCACGAGCGCAUGGUGGCGGACCACUGCGAGGCUGAGCCACAUCAGACAGGUAGAAUUACAAUCAUACGUUGGCACAGAUCGAGUGAAGUGAUCAGGUUGUGUAAUGUGAAUUUUCAUGGUUCAGGUUAUUUCAAGGUUUCGAAGUUU
Molecule: messenger RNA, 1381 nt
Organism: Pseudovirgaria hyperparasitica
Lineage: Eukaryota; Fungi; Ascomycota; Dothideomycetes; Acrospermales; Acrospermaceae
Exons: 3
Coding region: 84-1091 (335 amino acids)
Source: RefSeq, a predicted model, not a curated record